AUGGCUUGCAUUCUCGUCUUCUCACAAUUGUUCUAUCUUCUUCUUAAACCCUGCGGUCAAGCUGGUCCCGUUGCUCAGAUUCUCGCUGGGAUUGUGUUGAGUCCUGUUCUGCUCUCAAGAAUACCUAAAGUCAAAGAAUUCUUCCUCCAGAAAAAUGCAGCAGACUAUUACUCUUUCUUCUCAUUCGCUUUACGUACAUCUUUCAUGUUCUUGAUCGGCCUCGAAGUCGAUCUACAUUUCAUGAGAAGAAAUUUCAAGAAAGCUACCGUGAUAGCCUUUAGCUCGUUCGUGGCUUGCGGUCUCCUCAGCCUCGGCUUCUUAUUUUUAUGCAUACCUUUGUUUCAGAUUAAAGAAGACCGCUUUACGUUUUUCAUGGUUCUUUUCAUUACCGUAUCCAACACGGCAUCUCCUGUUGUCCUCCGUUCGAUGGCUGAUUGGAAACUCAACACAUCCGAGAUCGGACGGCUGACAAUCUCGUGUGCAUUGUUCAUCGAGUUAACAAACGUCGUUCUCUACACUGUAAUCAUCGCCUUCAUUAAUGGAUCCAUGAUAGGUGAUCUUUUCCUUUUUUUCUUCGCAACCGGAGCCCUAAUCUUGCUCAACAGGUUCUUAGCUCCAUGGCUCCCAAAGAGGAACCCUAAAGAGAAAUACCUCUCCAAGGCUGAAACCUUAGUUUUCUUCAUCUUCCUUCUCAUCCUCGCCAUAACCAUCGAAUCCUACGAUGUCAAUUCCUCGGUUUCGGUUUUCACCAUUGGCAUAAUGUUUCCACGACAAGGAAAAACUCACAGAACGAUGAUCCAACGACUUAGUUACCCGAUCCACGAGUUUGUUCUUCCGGUUUACUUUGGUUAUAUCGGAUUCAGAUUCAGCAUCACUGCAUUGACCAACCGCUAUUACCUCGGUCUCGUUAUAAUAGUGAUUCUAACCAUAGCUGGGAAACUUAUUGGUGUAAUAGGCGCUUGCAUAUACCUCAAGAUCCCCAAGAAGUAUUGGCUUUUCUUACCAGCCAUUCUCUCUGUUAAAGGCCAUGUGGGUCUUCUUCUUCUCGACUCAAACUUCUCCCAUAAGAAAUGGUGGACAACAACUAUACAUGAUAUGAUAGUGGCUGCUUUGGUGAUCACAACGUUAAUAAGCGGUGUCCUUGCGUCUUUCUUGCUUAAAGCAAGAGAGAAAGAUUUUGCUCACCAGAAGACAUCGCUUGAGUCUCACGACACGAACGAUGAGUUACGACUUGUAUCCUGCGUCUACGGCGCCCGGUGUGCUCGCGGUGCGAUCUCUCUCGUCUCUGCCCUGAGCGGAUCUCGUGGAGCUUCUAAGCCUUUCGCGCCUCUGCUUAUGCACCUCGUACCACUCCCGAAGAAACGAAAAUCGGAACUGUUGUAUCACGAGCACGACGAGGAUGGUGGAAACGUGAAUGGAGGAGGAGACGACGAGUUUGGUACUAACGAUGGUUUAGAGAUCAAUGACUCCAUUGACUCGUUUGGUAAAGACAGCAAGAUCUUGAUCCAACAGGUGAAACUUGUGACGCAAAUGAUUAACAUGCACGAAGAGAUCUGUAACGCAACCGAGGAUCUCCGUGUCUCGAUCGUCUUUCUUCCGUUCCAUAAACAUCAGAGGAUCGAUGGGAAGACUACAAACGACGGAGAAACUUUCCGACAGAUGAACCGGAAUGUUCUAAGGCACGCUCCGUGUUCGAUCGGUAUAUUUGUGGACCGAAACAUAACCGGGUUUCAACAGCCGCACGGGUUUGGUUCAGUUCAACACAUUGCGGCGUUGUUCUUUGGUGGUCCGGAUGAUCGUGAGGCUCUGGCUCUAUGCAAGUGGCUAGCGAAUAACACUCUCAUUCAUCUCACAGUCAUACAGUUUGUCUCCGAGGAUUCUAGGACAGAGCCUCCGGUUGGCAAUCCGACAACACGUGAUAAUAACGAGGUUUUCAUCGACGUUCUGGGUAGAGAUCAAACCGAACAGGAAACAGACCGGAGUUUCUUAGAAGAAUUCUAUAACCGGUUUGUGACAACGGGGCAAGUGGGGUAUAUAGAGAAGGUAGUGAGCAACGGACCACAUACACUGACGAUUCUAAGAGAGAUUGGAGAGAUGUAUUCACUGUUUGUGGUGGGGAAGAGUAGUGGAGACUGCCCUAUGACAGUGAGAAUGAAAGAUUGGGAAGAAUGUCCAGAGCUUGGAACUGUCGGUGACUUCUUGGCUUCGUCUUUAGACGUAAACGCGUCUGUAUUAGUAGUUCAAAGACAGAGACAUUCACAUGAUAGCUUUUUAGAUGAUUAG
Molecule: messenger RNA, 2283 nt
Organism: Microthlaspi erraticum
Lineage: Eukaryota; Viridiplantae; Streptophyta; Magnoliopsida; Brassicales; Brassicaceae
Source: the annotation of a GenBank genome assembly